This is a messenger RNA of Drosophila grimshawi, 498 nucleotides long. RefSeq lists its product as uncharacterized. Bases 1 to 183 code for a protein of 60 amino acids. The transcript has a single exon. NCBI's taxonomy places the organism in Eukaryota, Metazoa, Arthropoda, Insecta, Diptera, Drosophilidae. The record is from RefSeq and is a predicted model, not a curated record.
AUGGUGAGGAAACACAAGGGCACAUUGGCUGUGAUUGAGCAGAUCUAUCAGGACAUACCCGCUUUCACCGAUAUCUUCACCGAGGAGUCCUUUUACACGUUCGCCUUUUGUUUCGUUUGCGCCACCGUUCUGGUGGCAUUUAUCCUGUCGCGCUUUAUCACCAUCAAGCCCGUCGAUUUCUAAACCAUUAACUGAACCAGCAGCAUUAAAACUUAAGCUUUAACAUGUAAAACAACACAAACACAAGCAUUGUCCACAUUGUCUUAUUCUCUCCGCACGACUGUUGCGACAGAGCAAAAGGGCAGCGAUUGUCUCUGGGAUUGGGACUCAGACACAGGGGUCUCUGAGACGAGACUGGCCAAAAACCAGUUAUGGACACUGCUUUAUUUUUCUUCUUUUUUUUGCCACACUCUUUGAGGGUAUUUGAAUUUUGUCAUCAAAUGUGUGACGCAAUGCGGGAGUCAUGUGAAUAAAGAGCAGAUGUUAUAUAUACCCUUA